This is a messenger RNA of Bufo bufo (common toad), 1936 nucleotides long. RefSeq names its product solute carrier family 17 member 5 (gene SLC17A5). The transcript is spliced from 11 exons. Gene Ontology annotation, molecular function: transmembrane transporter activity. The coding region runs from base 199 to 1692 and encodes 497 amino acids. Gene Ontology annotation, biological process: monoatomic anion transport; transmembrane transport. The record is from RefSeq and is a predicted model, not a curated record. NCBI's taxonomy places the organism in Eukaryota, Metazoa, Chordata, Amphibia, Anura, Bufonidae.
GGAUGCGCCGUGUGUAUCGCGCACUCAGCGCUUUGCUCUCAGCCCAGUUCACCGCGUUGCUGAGGAAGUGGCCCGGAAGGAGGGAGCAGCAGACACUAGGAGGAGUCUCCGGUGUUUUCAGGCUGCUGACUCAGACAUGGGGUUUCCGGCGCGGGACCCGGCGAAGGGCUGAGCUGUGGAUGUCUGCAGAGCUGCACCAUGAGGACGUGGGGGAGUGACAGUGAGGAGGACCGGAGCCCCCUGCUAGGAGAAGACGAUGUGGUGCAGGGCAGCAUACAGCGCAGCCCCCCGGCCAGAGUGCCUGUGUGUUGCUCUGCUCGUUACAACCUGGCAGUGAUGGCGUUGCUUGGCUUCUUCAUGUUGUAUGCACUACGGGUCAAUUUAAGCGUCUCACUGGUGGAUAUGGUAAACUCAACAUCUAGUGAACACGUAAACAGAAGUGCCAAUGUGUGCCCCGACCAUUCACUUCCACCCAUCGUACCUCAUAAUUCCACGGGCAAGAAGUAUGAAUGGGAUGCAAAUACCCAAGGCUGGAUACUUGGGUCCUUUUUCUACGGAUACAUUCUCACUCAGAUCCCUGGGGGAUACAUAGCUGGCAGAAUUGGUGGCAAACUACUACUGGGAUUCGGAAUUCUGGGCACUGCAGUGUUCACUUUGUUAACACCAUUAGCUGCAGAUUUGGGUGCUGGCUACCUUAUAGCUGUUCGAGCACUGGAAGGACUUGGAGAGGGUGUGACCUUUCCAGCUAUGCAUGCAAUGUGGUCAUCUUGGGCCCCACCUCUUGAGCGUAGCAGACUUUUAAGUCUUUCUUAUGCAGGAGCUCAGCUUGGCACUGUUGUAUCUCUGCCUCUGUCUGGUUUAAUUUGCUAUUACAUGAACUGGAUUUAUGUGUUCUACAUUUUUGGAGCACUUGGUGUUGUAUGGUUUAUAAUGUGGUUAUUUCUAGUCAGUGAUACUCCACAAUCUCACCGCACAAUAUCUGACUCGGAGAGAGAAUACAUUUUGUCGGCCCUUAAACAUGAGCUUUCUAGAGACACAGAUGUCCCGGUGUGUGCCAUGCUGAAAUCAUUGCCGCUGUGGGCUAUUGUUGUAGCUCAUUUUUCUUACAACUGGACCUUCUACACUCUCCUGACUUUAUUACCUACCUACAUGAAAGACAUUUUACGUUUUAAUGCACAAGAGAACGGCUUUCUCUCUGCCCUUCCUUACCUUGGAUGUUGGCUUUGUAUGAUCAUUACAGGCCAUGUUGCAGAUCUCAUGAGGGAAAAGUUGAACUUCUCAACUGUUGUUGUCCGUAAAAUAUUUAACACUUUGGGAAUGAUUGGCCCUGCAGCAUUUCUGCUGGCGGCCGGUUACACAGGUUGUGAUUAUACUCUGGCUGUUGUGUUUCUCACAUUAUCAACCACCCUUGGAGGAUUCAGCAUAUCUGGAUUCAAUAUUAAUCACUUGGACAUUGCACCAUCUUUUGCUGGUCUUUUACUUGGAGUCACAAACACAUUUGGAACAAUUCCUGGAAUGGUUGGGCCAGUUAUUGCCAAAGCGUUAACUCAUGAUGACACUGUGGAACAAUGGCAGAUUGUGUUCUACAUCGCAGCUGCUAUUAACAUUUUUGGAGCCAUCUUCUUUGCAGCAUUUGCCAGCGGUACAGUUCAAGACUGGGCAGUAAGGACUAAUAAAGCACAGGGAAGCUAAGGACCGUCUGUAUCUCUACGUAUGCCUCGAAAAGCCUCACUUUUAUACAUGAUUAUUUUCUAAAUUUUCAUAGACAAAAACCUGGAAAACGUUCAUCUGUCCUUAAACAGGUUAGGAAAGACGUUGUCCUGAAGCACUACAACAUCUGAACCUGAUCUAUGAUGUGGAAAAGGGAAUCUGCUGCUGCUCAUCUAAUAUAUUUAGUUCAGUUUUUUUUUGUUUAUGGUACAGUUCAUCGGAUUUU